Brassicogethes aeneus is the source of this 1222-nucleotide messenger RNA. The record is from the annotation of a GenBank genome assembly. Lineage: Eukaryota; Metazoa; Arthropoda; Insecta; Coleoptera; Nitidulidae.
AACAAGAAGAAGAAGACUUACCAACGAAACGUCUGUCAAAAUUUCAAACUGUCAACAAUUUUAACAAUUUAAUAAAAAAAAAACAUGUUUUCGUUCGGCAACAGCACCAGUACGCCAAAAACAGCGACAGGUUUUACCUUGCCCACGUCGACUACAGCCACAACUUCAGCCGGCGGCUUCCAGCUGAAUAUCGGGGCGGGGGAUAACAAAACCUCUCAAAGUAAACCCGGGGUCACUUUAUUCGCAGCCCCCGCAGCUAAAACUACAGCUCCCGGAGUGGUUUUGCCUAGUUUUGGGGCUACAACUGCCACAUCAACAACAGGUACUAGUGAGGCUCCGCCGGCUUUUGAUAUAGGUGCCAGUACAGCUACAUUGUCUACAACUUUCACACCAAUUGUAGGGAGUUCGGCUCCAAGUACAGUUGGUUUGUUGUUUACUGGGUCUGCACAGAGCACUACAUCCCCUAAGUUUUCCAGUUUGGCUACAACAACUUCAGCAGCACCUAGCCUAACACUAGGGGGCACUACAUCCACUGCAGGAACUGCUGUUUCCAUAUCAGCUGCAGCUGCAACUAGUGCCCCAGCAGGAUCUCUCACAUUUGGCCAGCUGGAAGAUUCUAUUAACAAAUGGACAAUUGAUUUAGAAGAACAAGGUAAAUUUUUCAUCAAUCAAGCUAAACAAUUAAAUGCUUGGGAUUCCCUAUUGAUUUCAAAUGGUGAGAAAAUUUUGAAUUUAAAUGGAAGCAUUGAAAGAGUUAAACAGCAACAAACUCAGCUGAAUCAAGAGUUGGAUUUUGUUUUGGCACAACAAAAAGAGUUGGAAGAGUUAAUUGCUCCCUUGGAAAAGGAUUUAAUGGAUAUACCUGUUACAGAUAUUGACCGCAAUCAAAUGUACCAAAUGUCAGAAAUGAUAGAUUCACAGCUAAAACAAAUGUCAGAUGACUUAAAAGAAAUCAUAGAACAUAUAAAUGAGUCCCACAAAGAUGAAGAAACAUCAAACCCUAUUACACAAAUCAGUCGCAUAUUAAAUGCCCAUAUGAAUUCUUUGCAAUGGAUUGACACUAACACAGCACAAAUUUCAACACAUUUGGAACAAAUUAAUAAAAUGCAAGAUUUAAAUAGAAGAAAUAUGUCAUUAAAUAAUUCUUUUAAAGGUUUUUAAAUUAGUUUUUGUAUUGUAUUUACCGUCUAAAAUAAACAUUUUUUUCUUUAUCGAUUUUUUU